Molecule: messenger RNA, 1020 nt
Organism: Caenorhabditis briggsae
Lineage: Eukaryota; Metazoa; Nematoda; Chromadorea; Rhabditida; Rhabditidae
Gene: Cbr-srd-49
Product: Protein CBR-SRD-49
Exons: 5
Coding region: 1-1020 (339 amino acids)
Cellular component (GO): membrane
Source: RefSeq, a predicted model, not a curated record
AUGAAGGAGGUGGAUAUCCUUGCAUUCGUCUAUGUCUCCUACCCAAUUUUCGCAAUCACAGUUUUAUUUUCACAAGCUUUGCUGCUAUUACUGAUUUUCAAGAAUCAAACGAAACUUCUUCGAACUAUGAGAAUAUAUCUUCUGAAUAUCUGUGCCGCUCAAAUACUCACAAUAAUGGCUGGAUUCCUGACACAGUGUCGAAUGGUUCCGAAUAAUACUACUGUCGCUUUCAUAUGUACUGGAAUUUGUACCAGAUUGGGAAGAAAGACUUGCUUUUUGAUUCAUUUGUUGAGAGAUGCAUCUUCCAUGGUCGCCCUUUUUGCCAUCGUUCACGUCUUCUACUACCGCUACAAAAUUCUCUCUCAUCAGAAAUUAACGUCUUCUCAAAUCUUGCGAAACUUUAUUAUCGUCCAUCUUCCUGCUGUAUUCUGUGCCAUCUGCCAAUUCGUAAACCCUUCUCAUCACGGUGCAAUUGUUCUGGAGACUAGAGCUCUUCAUCCUUCAUAUAUCUUCGAACCACAUUCAAUUUUCGGUUUUUCUGCUCUUAAAUCUCCAUAUGUGAAAUCAUCAACUAUCAUUUUCACAAUUGUACUCUUCCUGAAUCCACUGGCUGCUCUUAUCUAUCGAAGCAAAAUCUGGGGACUGCUCAACGAGUACGAAGAGUACAAUUCUCCCAGGAUCAAGCACGCGAAAAGUAUGAUCACGGGACUCACAAUUCAGACUUUGAUCCCAAGUGUAUGCUUUGUUCCACUGGUACUACAAUUCUUCCUGACUCAGUAUUCAGGUACUGGGGUGCUGCUAUUAGAGUACCUUAAUUCGUUUUUGGUAAUUUUACCAACAUUGAUAGACCCAAUUCUGUCAAUUGUGUUUGUGAUUCCCUUCAGAAGAAUGUUCUUCAAGUAUGUACUGGCAGUCCGUCAAUGCCGAUUCAGUAUCUCAAAUAUAUCCGAUGAUGAUAUCAAUUCAAAAAAAGGAAGCGGGUAUUCAGCAGUUCGUGCGGCAUCCAGAAGAACGGGAUAA